AGCAUUGUAUAGUUUAUGAAACCUACAAAAUGGUCAAGGUUCAACGCCGGAAGUACCGAGUCCAGUGCACCUUUCAUUUUAGUUGAAUUUGCGGAAGUUUCAAUCACCUUCCCUGAUUCGUAACGUCAGAAUUUAUAGACUGCGACAGCGAUUAGGAUCGAUUUUUCUACCAUUUCUCCUUCCUUUCGAUGGUUUUUCUGUUUUUACACUUUUACCAAGCAAACGCGCACGCAGACUUGCCGAUCAAUUUGCCAGAAUCAAUUAUAAAUACCAUCUCACAUAAAUGAUAAAUCUCAACUUUUUUUAACAUUUUCCUGCACCUUGGUCGCUGUGUGUAUAGAAUAAUCACCAGUGUUUUUGAGUCUGCAAGUGUUUAUAAAAUGAAGUCGUCACUGGAGAAGUUUGGGCGCAAAUUAACGAUGCACAAGAACGAUGGGAAGGAGAAGAAGGAUCAUCAGCCUUCCGCCCAUUUGGAUGAGCUUGUUCAGGUUUCCAAGGAUAUGCAAGACAUUAGAAACUCCUAUGAUGGCUUAAUGUCAGCUGCUGCUGCAAUGACAAAUAGUAUAUUUGAAUUUUCAGAAUCUCUACAUGAAAUGGGGACCUGUUUGCUGGAGAAAAGUGCAAGUGAUGUUGAUGGUGAAAGUGGAAGAGUGUUAUCAACUUUAGGAAAUAUACAAUCAGAACUCCAAAAAAUCGCGGAUAGUUAUCGUUCUUACGUGGUUGUGACAAUUACAAAUCCAUCAGAGUCUCUUCUAUCUGAGCUACAAAAAGUAGAGGAGAUGAAGCUUCAAUGUGAUGAGAAAAGAGGUGUGUACGAAUACAUGAUGUCACAACACAAAGAAAAGGGAAAGUUGAGAAGUGGAAAGGCUGAAAGUUCAGUUGCACAAAAAUUACAAGAAGCACAAGAUGAAUAUAACGAAGUGGCUAGACUAUGUGCCUUUCGGGUAAAAUCACUCAAGGAGGGACAAUGCCGUAGUAUUUUGACACAGGCUACUCGCCAUCAUGCUGCACAGUUGAGUUUUUUUCGUAAGGGAGUGAAGGCUCUUGAAGCAGUUGACCCGUUGAUAAGAAUUGUUGCAGAGAAGCAUCGAAUCGAUUGCCAACUCACUGAAUUUGAUGAUGUGAAUGGUGGGGAAGAUGGAGGUAUGAACAGCUUUGAGAGGAUUGAUGAUGGGGAAUUGAGUUUUGACUAUGGGCAAAAGAAGCAAGGACUUGAUAAUUUUGGCACAUCAUCGAACCCAAUGGAGGUAGAGCAGCCUGACAUACCACAUCUUCAAGUUCCAACUUCAGAAGAUCGACAUAUGAAUCAUUAUAAACAACAGCAAGGGGCACGAGCGAGCAGUUAUUCUGCUCCAUUGUUCCCGGAUUCAUCUGAGAAGCCUAAGGAAACACUUACACAACCCCGGCAGAAUUUUCACUCUUACGUGCUACCUCCUCCAAAAACACCUCCUGCAUCAUCUGUCCCCCACACCAAUAAUCCAUUCAGCAAGUUGCAACCAACAGAUGAGAAACACGAAAGGGAUUCUAAUGAUUCGAAACCCACGAUAAAAGAUUCCAGCAUCCAGUUACCUGCUCCUCCUCCUCCUUCAUGGAGUGGGUUUGAUAGUAAAGCAGGGAAAAGACAGGCCUACUCUGGUCCAUUGCUGCCAACGAAGGGGGGUUUUUCCGGAAAGAUAAAUAGCAGUGAAGCUCAUGUUUCUCGUAGUGUUUCACCUCCGCCUCCGGGUCUAUCAUUAUCUUCUUCCCCUAGAAUAAGUGAGCUUCAUGAGCUUCCUAGGCCUCCUCCUUCUUCUUCUUCUUCUUCAAAACAUGGUAUGAUGGGAUAUUCGGGCCCGUUGUUUUUAAAAAAUCAAGACAGAUCUCAUUCUCCUCCCAAAAUGAGUAAAACCUCGAUUGCAAUUGCGUCUCCCCUUCCACCUCCUCCGCUAGUUGUUCCUAGAAGUUUUUCGGUUCACUCUAGCAACCCGAGUGCUAUGGAGUCCCCACAGCCACAAAGAACAGGAGGCAGGAGUAGGCAUGAACAACAACAAGUCUUCUCUCCCCCACUCACACCCAUUUUGCUUUCAAAUCUCAAGUCUAGAGGCCACACCUAAAAGCCUAAGGUGGAAGCUGAUUCGUGUUGCGCUUGAACAUAAGUAUGUUUUUUUUUUUUUAGUUGAAUGGCGAUUUUAUAGAGUUUCUUCGUUUAUCUUGGUUUUUUGGGGGGACAGGGACAGGUGUGUAAAUAUAUGUGGCAUUUCUUGUGUUUUUAACAUCAUCAUAGACGUUUCUGGAUUUCAUUCCUAAAUCAAAUUUAGUUUUUGCA
Lactuca sativa (garden lettuce) is the source of this 2305-nucleotide messenger RNA. RefSeq lists its product as uncharacterized. The record is from RefSeq and is a predicted model, not a curated record. NCBI's taxonomy places the organism in Eukaryota, Viridiplantae, Streptophyta, Magnoliopsida, Asterales, Asteraceae.